Lizanozyma spartinae is the source of this 579-nucleotide messenger RNA. RefSeq lists its product as uncharacterized. Gene Ontology annotation, cellular component: nucleus. The record is from RefSeq and is a predicted model, not a curated record. Lineage: Eukaryota; Fungi; Ascomycota; Pichiomycetes; Serinales; Debaryomycetaceae. Bases 1 to 579 code for a protein of 192 amino acids. The transcript is spliced from 2 exons. Gene Ontology annotation, biological process: mitotic DNA replication termination; site-specific DNA replication termination at RTS1 barrier.
AUGGUUAGUGAUUAUAAAGGGAAAUUAUACCUAAAGGAGAAAAUACUUGAGUAUUUAUUAGCUUUAGCUCGUACCAAGAAAGAAACUAGUUUGGAAAGUGAUACAACCAAGCCAGCUAAAAAUGAUAUGGCUCACAUCAAAGGUCUUCAAGAUCUCGUUGAUUUAAAAAUCUCAUGGGAUCCACUUACUUCUCAAAUUGAAUGUCCAGUUACCGGAACUACAAAUAAGAGUUUAUGCUAUUUACGAUCUUGUGGGUGUGUUAUGUCAUAUGCGUUUAUAAAUGAACUUUCAAACAAGAAUUCCGUACCUACUUUUCCUUGUCCCCUUUGUGAGAAACCUUUCAAUCGAGAGUACGAUAUGGUAGUGCUAAAUCCACUAAGCGAUACUCACUUAAUGGGAGUAAACAACGAUAGCUACGAGAAACUCAAAGCACAACAUCUUUCUCACUCUAAGCGAUCUUUGAAGAAGUCAAAGAAAACAAAAUCAAAAAUAGGUUCAGGGGCUCAAGAAUCGUUAGACACUAAAAAGCGAAGUAGCAGUGAGUCAUGUGCUUCUACAACUAAAAAGCAAAGAGUAUAA